Molecule: messenger RNA, 717 nt
Organism: Acanthamoeba castellanii str. Neff
Lineage: Eukaryota; Discosea; Longamoebia; Acanthamoebidae
Exons: 2
Coding region: 1-717 (238 amino acids)
Source: RefSeq, a predicted model, not a curated record
AUGAUGAUGCAGAGGCAACAGCAACAGCAACAGCAACAGCAGCGCCAGCGCCAGCAAAAGCCACCGCAGCAAUAUGGCUCCUACACCGCGCAGGGCCAAGGGCAGCAGACCCAGUUUGGGCCGGCGACGCGCAUCAGCCUCAUGCCCUAUGCCCAGCGGCGAGGAGCCGACGGCCAACCCGAAUUUGUCGUCCUGCUGGGCUACGAAGUGGAGAUGGGCGCGCCGACUCCCUUCACUGCCGGCAAUGGCCAUUGGUCCGACUUUGGCAUCGUCGGUGCCGAUCCCACCACCUCCAACGCCCUGACCGAGGCCGCCAACGCGGGCGCUCAGCAGACCAUGUUCUUGCUGGGGACGCCGAGCACGCUUGCCGGCGCGCUCCAGCAGGUGGCCGCCGAGGUCAAGGCCAGCAACGGCGACCUCAUCUACCUGGUGCCGUUCGAGUACGACGCCAACCUGCCCAAAUACUUUAGCCGGGUGCGCUCCUACAUGCAGACCCAGUCGACCGGUCCAUCGGGCCAGGAGUUCGAGACGACCAAAUUGGCGUGCGCGCCCAGCACCGUCCAGGGCUCCAGCGCGCGCUCUGCCCUCACCAGCGAUUUCAUCAACUUUACCCUGCCGGCCGUGAUCAACCGCCUGCCCAACCUGUUCCCCAACAGCGGGGCGGCUCCCGAUUGCGGCGCGGCCUUUACUGGCGGCGUCGACCUCGGCACCUACUAG